This is a messenger RNA of Struthio camelus australis, 3603 nucleotides long. NCBI's taxonomy places the organism in Eukaryota, Metazoa, Chordata, Aves, Struthioniformes, Struthionidae. The record is from RefSeq and is a predicted model, not a curated record.
CGGCCGACUCUGCAGGCUGGAGCCCCCACCCGCUGAUGAGUUCACAAGUAUUUUUGCACAUCACAAUUCCGCAGAGGUUACUCUCAAAUACAGCUGGAGAGAAGGACACCACAGUGUCCUAUGUCCUCACGAUAGAAGGGAGGCCGUACACCAUUCACCUGAGGCAGCAGCUCUUUUUAUCUGAUGAUUUCAAGAUUUACACAUAUAAUGAGAAGGGGUCUUUGCAUUCUGAUUUGCCCCAUAUCAAGGAUGAUUGCUACUACCGCGGAUAUAUCGAAGGCUUCCCAGGUUCAGCCGUGACUCUCAGUACCUGCUCUGGGCUCAGAGGCUUGCUGCAGUUUGAGAACGUGAGCUAUGGGAUUGAGCCCCGGGUUUAUUCACCUGCAUUUGAGCACUUCGUGUAUCAGAUGAGUAAUGAGGACACAGCAGGUUUCCUCUUUGCAAAUGUCCACGCUGAGAGAGGGAAAGACAAGGUGGCAGCAGAGGAGAUGUCUUAUAAAGUGCACACAGAUCAAUUGGUGGCAAGCCUCCCCAGAUUUAUGGAACUGUAUAUAGUUUUGGAAAAGGCUUUGUACCACUACAUGGGUUCAGAUAAAGAUAUUGUGACACAGAAGGUAGUUCAGAUCAUCAGUUUUCUCAGUAAUAUGUUUAAUUCUCUGAAGCUAACAAUUGUGCUGUCCUCAGUGGAGUUCUGGACAGAUGAGAAUAAAAUUGUGACAACAGGGGAAGCAGAAGAAGUGCUAGAUCGAUUUUUACAGUGGAAACAGGAGAAUCUUUUUCUGCAGCCAUAUGGCGUACCUUAUUUAUUUCUGUUCAGGAAUCGACCAGCGUACGUGGGCGCAACGAUUCCAGGACGGGCAUGUCAGCGAGAGGCUGCCGGCGGAGUUGCCGUGUACCAAAGGGCUGUGAGCCUGGAGUCGUUUUCCAUCAUCCUGGCGCAGCUGCUGGGGCUGAGCCUGGGAAUGACCUAUGACGGCUCCAGAGACUGCCAGUGUCCCGGGUCCGUUUGCAUAAUGAACUCUGAGGCCUUACGUUUUGGUGGGGUAAAAACCUUUAGUAGCUGCAGCAUUGGAGACUUUGAAAACUUUCUCAGGCAAAAUAGAGAGUGCCCUUUCAGUAGAUCGUAUGUGAGUGGACCGUCCUACAAGAAAGCUGCAGUCUGCGGCAAUGGUGUUGUGGAACGUGGAGAGCAAUGCGACUGCGGGUCACUGCAGAUGUGUGCAAAGGAUAAAUGCUGUACUCCUCAAUGUAAGUUCAAACAAGGAAUGAAGUGUUCCUCGGGACUGUGCUGUGAAAAUUGUCAGUUUAAACAGAAGAAUACCAAGUGCCGGGCCCUCGCUGAUGCUCAGUGUGAUCUCACAGAGUACUGCAACGGGACCUCUGCGUCCUGUCCUCCUGACUUUUAUAUUCAGGACGGGCAUGAAUGUGAGCAUGGCACCGGUUACUGCUACAAAGGACGCUGCCGGUCUGCUGACCUGCAGUGCCAGAGACUCUAUGGGAAGGGUGCAAAAAACGCUCCUUUGGCAUGUUAUGAAGAAGUCAACAGUCAACAAGACAGAUUUGGACACUGUGGAAAUCACCCGAAAGAUGGGUAUCAGGCCUGUUCUUGGCUGAAUCUAGGAUGUGGAAAGUUAAUAUGUACGUACCCGAAUCGUAUUCCGUUCACACAAAUUAAAGGCGCCGUAAUUUAUGCUCAAGUGCAAGAACAUCUGUGUGUGUCUUUUGAUUAUAUGCGCGGACCCACGGUGCUAGAUCCUCUCCUGGUUAAAGAAGGCACAAAAUGCGGUCCCGGAAGGGUUUGUGUGAAUGGCACUUGCCAUCCACAUUCAGUCCUGAAGUAUGAUUGCAAUCCGCAGAAAAAAUGCCAUGGACAUGGAGUAUGUAACAAUAAGAAGAAUUGCCAUUGUUAUCCAGGCUGGAAACCUCCAAAUUGCAAGGUUCAAGGGUCUCCCUCAGGCGGCAGCGUCAACAGCGGGCUGCGGAUGCUGGACGCCGAUCUUAUCUCAAAAAGCUCCUCCAAGGACCUGCUGAAGACCUGGCUGCUGCUCAGCUUAUGUCUCUUCCUCCCUGUUGUUGUUGGUGGCACCAUCUUGAUUAUGAAGAGGAAGCAGCUGAGCAGAUUCUGCGUGAGGAAAGGGUCACAACCUGACGGGUCAGAAGAUGGCAGUCUGUCCAGGUACGAGAGGCGCUCGACUGGUACAAAAGCCUUCAGCAGCUGCAGCGUAAGAGACUUUGUGCGUUUUCUCACUGCUGGAGAAGGGCAAUGUCUGUGGAAUAAGCCAGCUAUGGACCUCUCAUAUAAAGCUCCCGUGUGCGGCAACAAAGUGGUGGAGCCAGGAGAGGCUUGUGACUGUGGUUCAGCCGAGGAAUGUCAGCGUGAUCAGUGCUGUACAGUCGGAUGCAAAACCAAGAAAGGGGUCGAAUGCCUGUCUGGACCGUGCUGCUGGAGAUGCCAGUUUGUGAGAAGAGGUACCUUAUGUCGAACCAGCCCUGAGGAUGAGUGCGAGUUGACAGAGUAUUGCAACGGCACCUCUGGGCAGUGCACCCCGAACUUCUGGGUCAUGGACGGGCAUCCCUGCAACAAGAGAACUGCCUUUUGUUACAAAGGAGUUUGCCAGACGGCCGACAAGCAGUGUCAGAAGAUCUUUGGGAAAGGUGCCAAAAAUGGGCCCCCGGCCUGUUAUGAAGAAAUUAACGGCCAAAGGGACAGAAUGGGACACUGUGGCUCGGAUCCGAGUGGCUACCGGAGUUGCGCGUGGAAGGAUCGCCGCUGUGGGAAGCUCGUUUGUGAAUAUGCGGGUCGUAAGCCGUUUACUAAGGAAAAAGCUGCGGUCAUUUACACCCGGGUGCGGCACUCGUUGUGCGUGACGUUAGACUACAUGCAGCCGCCCACGCAGAGGGACCCAAUGCUGGUGAACGACGGCACCGUCUGCGAUGAGCACAUGAUCUGCAUGAACCAGAAGUGCGUGCCUGCUGCCGUCUUGAACUAUAAGUGUGACAUAAAGACGAAAUGCCACAAUCACGGUGUUUGCAAUAACAAAGGGCUCUGUCAUUGCCAUCCCGGCUGGCAGCCGCCAACGUGCCGAGAGAAAGGGAGCCCAAUGGGAGGAAGCAGCGAGAGCCUGUUCAGAGGUGGGGAUGCCAUCGACCCGAGCGGGACUGUGGUGAGGAACUGGCUCCUUAUAAGUUUCUGCCUCUUUCUGCCCAUCCUCAUUGGGUCUGCUGUCCUGAUUAUUAGGAGAAAUGAAUGGUGCCGGUGUCGCGUGCCGGAGCAGUCGCCAUCUGAUGAGGUGUUAUGAAGACAGAAGGUGUGCUGCGUGAGCUGAGCAGUUGUGUGGACCCGGGCAGGUGGGGGCCUGGGUGUUGAUGGUGGAGCUCUGGAAAGGAAGACAGAUGAUUGAUAGUGCGACACAGCCUGCUUGAGGAGCGUUCUGCUAGGCUGGUCCUGGUGAGGCCGGGGAGCUAAGGCACAUUGGUGAGGCCUCGAGGGACUGCCUUGUGGAAGAUGGCCCCAGUCUGCUGACAGGCGGUGCAUUGCCUGCUGUAAGUGGCUGCAGUUUAUGUUGGCUUUUGUCUUGUUCAAUAAAAGGUCUGUCUUAGUGA